Brassicogethes aeneus is the source of this 579-nucleotide messenger RNA. The record is from the annotation of a GenBank genome assembly. Lineage: Eukaryota; Metazoa; Arthropoda; Insecta; Coleoptera; Nitidulidae.
AUGUCGGAUAGCAGUUCAGAGGAUGAAAAUUUGGAGCUUCUACGUGAAGCAGCGGAUUCGCAAUUUAUCUGCGAUGACAUGUUUAAUGAUAAAAGUAAAAAUGGGGAUGUAGCAGUGAAAAUAGAUGUUAAUAAUCUUCCACCGUCAUUAAGGAAAAGUAAGGAUGAAGAUGAGCAGUUCAAUUUGUUUCAUGUGACACCAGAGUUUAGAAAUUAUGUAGCAAAGCAUUUAUCAAAGUUAUUGGAAGAGAAUUUGAAAAAAAAAUUAAUUAGUGUGUCUGAUAAAUGUGAAAAAAAGAAGAAAAGAAAAGGGGGUGUAAAAUUACUGAGAAAUUCUGAGGUUUUUAUUAAAAUAUCAAAAAACAAAGACGAAGCUAUAGAAAGGAAAAGAAAGGAUAUUUUACCUUGUGUAAGUCAGGACGUUAGUGAGAAUGAAUUAAAAAUAAUUGCUGUAAGUGGAGACGAUAUAUUAGAAAGGAAAGGUGUGGAAAGUUGGUGUAAACGAACAAAGAAAAAACCUUUCAAGUAUAAAAAAGUUAAGAAUGGAACUUUUCAAUAUGUACCUGACACAAAUAUUUAA